Molecule: messenger RNA, 7920 nt
Organism: Drosophila virilis
Lineage: Eukaryota; Metazoa; Arthropoda; Insecta; Diptera; Drosophilidae
Gene: kon
Product: chondroitin sulfate proteoglycan 4-like protein
Biological process (GO): anatomical structure morphogenesis
Source: RefSeq, a predicted model, not a curated record
GCCAGUCAGUUAGUCUGUGAGAAAACGUCGGGCCGUUUGGUUGUUUUUGGGUUGUUCGCUUGAUUUUCGGUUGUUUUCAGUUGUUCGGCACGCAUUGCCUCCGCUUUGCCUGGGCGGCCUUUGGCUUAUCGAACGAAUUCGAAUUCGUUUCUUGCGGGCGGAAAACUCUGCGCACCCCGAAUUGCGCAUCAACCAAAAACGUAAAGAAAAACCAAAUUGUGAUCAAACUGUGUUCAAAAUGAAAACGCUUCAACAGCAAAUUGAAACGUAAUCAAGCAAACAGUGGAAGAGUUGGCGAUAUUGAAAGGCUGUCCGGAGCACAAUUCUAUAUAGAUAGCUUCAAAGGCAGCCCCCAAAACGGCCUGUCUGUCUAUAAGUGUGGGCUGUCCGACUUUCCGUCUUUCUGUCUUGCCGUCUGCUGCCCCCCUGGUGCAAACGCAUGAGUUCUGUCAACGAAAUGACAUGCAGCAUCUGUCUAUGUAGCCGUAGACCAGGACGUGCUGCUGUGUCUCAGUUGUUGCUAUUUUUAUGAGCACACUGCUCUCUCCAAUCUAAAGAGGGACGGCCCCGACGACGACGGAUGCGUGGCCCCAUGAAAAAUCAAUUAACACGCAGAAUUAUUAAAAACGACCAACAAACCAAAAAAACAGAAAAGAAAAACGAAUAACGAAACCCAGCUCCUGGCUGCAACGAUCUUGGGCUGUGUAAUUUUUAUAACUUCAAAGCAGCUGCAGCGCUAUGUUGCGCCUCUGUGGAUUUCGGAUUGGAUUUGGAUGGCUGCUGGCCGUGCUGCAAGUACUGCAAGUGCUGCAAACGGCUAGCACUAUGAAAGUUUCGCUAUACGGCGAUGGCUAUGUAUCGAUGCCGCUGCAGGAGGCCAAAAUGUCAACGAAUAUACGCGUCAAGUUUCGCACCAGGCAGGCGGAUGCAUUGCUCUUUCUGGCGGCGGGUCGCACCGACUACUGCCUGCUGCGACUGGAGAGCGGCCAGAUCAGUUUCAGCUAUAAAAUCGAACGGGAUGUGGUCCAGCUGCGUUCGCCCAAGAAGCAGCCACUUAACGACCUGGAGUGGCACGAUGUGGCCGUGCAGCGUUUCGAGAACAAUGUCACCUUGCAGGUGGACGGUCACAUAAUGCGCAAACAGCUGCCAAACGAUUCGCAAGCUUUGAAUGUGCAUUUUGGCACCUUUCUCGGCGGCGUUGGCGAUUUUACGGCCGAGUUUCUCAACGAUGUCAUCGGCUUUCGCGGCUGCAUAUCGGACGUCUUUUACAACAACAUCAACAUCAUAAAGCGUGCCAAAGAUCGCACCGGCCACACGACCAGCACCGGAGUCGCCUGGACCUGCAGCAAUGAGUUCGAUGGCGGUGUUCAGGAUAGCAUCAGUUUCCUGAGCAAUGAUUCCUUUGCGCUUAUGCUCAAGGAAUCCCAUGCCACGGGCGAAAGUCUCUCGUUUCAAUUUCGCACCAUGACGGAGUCGGGCACGGUGUUCUUCAAUGGCGGCUACGACUUUCUGCUGCUGGAGAUUGAGGAUGAGAAACUAAAGCUGACGUUUAACAAGGCCGGCAGCCUGGUGCAGUUCAUGACAAAUGAGACAAUCGCCGAUGGCAAAUGGCAUCGUGUGGUGUUGCGCUAUAAUGCCGUCAUGGCGGAGCUGCAGCUGGACGAUGGGGCAGCGGCAUAUCGAGGAGAGCACGCUAAUGAGACCAAGGCAAGCAUAAAUCUUGAGAAGAGCGUCUUCUUUGGCGGCGUGCAGGAGGAGAUGCGCCGCCGGCUGAUCAACAAAGGGCUGCGCAUCAAUGAGCUCAGCUUCAAGGGCUGCAUGCGAAAUCUUCAAGUUAACAGCCUGGCAUUGGGUUUCGCCGAGAUGAGCAUCUCCCGCCACUUGGCCCUCAACUGUGUGUGGAAGUAUCCGUGUGUGGAGCACAGUCCCUGCCUCAAGAGCGGCAUAUGCAGCCAGCAUGGCGUGGAUGAGUUCAUAUGCUAUUGCGAUCAGUCCUACUGCAUUAAGGCCGAUUUUCAGGGUCCAUUCAAAAUCUUCACGGAGACCAGUCCGGAACUGGAGCUGCUGUAUGUGUCGCCCAUGCAGCUGCUGGAGGGCGGCACCGCCUUCCUCUCGCCCCAGCACAUCGAUGUGCUGCUCGACACACGGCGCUAUCCCAGCCUCAACGAGCAGUCGAUUGCCUUCCAUGUGGUGCAACCGCCCAAAUAUGGCCAAUUGCUGCAGUAUUCGCCGGAGAAGGCCAACUUUGUGCCCUGCCGCAGCUUCAAUCUCGUCGACUUGGCCACAGACAAGCUCAAGUAUGUGCACAAUGGAUUGGAGAACUUUAACGACCACGCCACACUAGAUAUGCAAAUCUAUGGGGAUCCGCACAAGAUACCCGAGAACAUACUUGGCAAGCAUCGUUUCCUGCUCCAUGCGAACAUCACGGCUGUCAACGAUCCGCCCCAGCUGCAGCUGAACUCGCACAAAAUUCUGCGCGUCAUUGAGGGCAUCGAGCGGGUGCUGGACGUGGAUCUGUUCAAUAUCGCCGAUCCGGAUAGUGAGCCCAGCGAUUUGAUCUAUACCAUAAUGCCGUCGGCCAAUUCCCAGGAGGCCUUUGGCCGCUUUAUGGUUGGGGGCAUACACACGAUGACCUUCUCGCAGGCGGACGUGAAUGUGGGCAAGGUCUCCUAUUUGUACAAUUCGACCACAACGGAAGCAUUUAGCUAUCAGCUGCUGCUGCAGGUCUCCGAUGGCAUCGAGACCAGCGACACAGUCUAUUUACCCGUCUCGGUGCAUCCCUUGGAGCUGCGUGUGGUCAACAACACGGGCCUCAUCAUGAUACACAAGAGUUCCCUGCUGCUGUCCCCGGCCAAUCUCUCCAUUGGCACCAACGCGGUCGACGAGCACAUCGAUAUACGCUACGACAUUGUGAAGCCUCCACAGCAUGGCGCACUGCAGCGUCUGCGACAGAUCGAUGGCACCUGGAUCAACGUGGAAUGGUUCACCGAUAGCCAGCUGCUGCUGGGACACAUACGGUAUCUGCACAGCAGCGAUUUCCCUUGGCAAGACGAAUUCAAGUUCAUUGCCUCAUUUGGUUUUGUGACAACGCAAACCUUUGACUUUCGGAUAACCUUCACCCGGCUGCGCAUUGCCAGCAGUUCGCCAGCGGUGAUCGCAAUCAAUGGAACGCGUGAAUUUCUGCUGACCAACAAUCUGCUGAACUAUGAGACGGUGCCCAUUGGCAGCUUCUCGCGCAAUGUCAUCUAUAAGAUCAGCAAGCCGACCAAAUAUGGCGGCAUCUAUGUGGAGGGAUCACGCAAAGCGGCCAAGCAGAUGGACUCGUUCACGCAACAGGACAUAGACAAGCGGCGCAUACACUAUAAGACGCAUCACAGCUGCUACUCAAGCUUUACGGAUCAUCUGGAGUUUGUGGUGUCUGUCGCCGAGUGCGACGAUGUCGUCGGCAAGCUGCAGAUCAUAUUCAAUCCGUUGACCGAGCUGACACACAAGCUGCACUAUCAGAAGUUCGAGACGGUGCAGGUGCAGGAGGGCGAACGGGCGUUGAUUACGAAAAAUCACUUCGAGAUACGCUUCAAUAUCUAUGAGAGUCUGCAGUUCCAGGUGUCUGUGCCGCCGGCUCAUGGUCUGGUGUGCAAGUACGAUGAGCAAACGGGCCUGACCACGCCCAUCGAGCUGUUUACGCUGGAGCAGCUGUUCCGCAACGAUAUCUACUAUUGUCACGACGAUACGGAGUCCACGCUCGACGGCUUCGAGCUGCUCAUACUGUCCAGCGAUGAGACGGAUCUACAGUUUGUGGCCAAAAUGGAGGUGCACAUCAAGCUGGUCAACGACAAUGAACCCUAUCGCAGUGCUGUCGAGCGUGUCUUCCACGUGGUGCGCAACGGCAUACGCACACUGAAUCCCACUGCGCUGCAGUAUCUCGAUGCGGAUGUGAAUACGAAUCACACCGAUAUACAUUAUAUACACGUGUCCAGCACCAAUGGCGCCUUCUAUAAGUCUGGCCAUUUUAUAGACAGCUUCAGUCAGGAUGACAUUGCCAAUCGGCGCAUUAUGUUCCAGCACAGCGGUCCGGAUGUGGGCACUGCCUCGUUCAUUGUCACGGAUCGGGAGCAUGAGGUGAAUGGACAGCUGGAGAUACGCGCCUCGGAUCCGUUUGUGUCCAUGCUGCCCGCCAACGCGUCCAUCGUACAGGAGGGCAAAUUCGUAAUACUCAAGAAUACGGACUUUGUGCUGGAAACCAAUUUGGACAUGAAGCUGGAUAGCAUCUACUAUGAGGUGAUCAAACCGCCCGCCUAUGGCAUACUCAUGUAUCUGAGCGGUCAGCGGGGUGGAGCGGACCGGGAGAACGGCACAGUCAUGCAUAAGGCCACGAAUUUUACAUCCCUGGGCAACUUUACGCAUUUGGAUAUCGAACGCGAACGUUUGGUCUAUUGGAAUACGGAAAUUGCAUCGAUGGAUAAAGUGAGAUAUCGUGUGCACAUUAAGAACAUAACAGCUGAGGGCGAGGUCAUCUUUCGGAUCUAUCCGUCGGCCUAUUGGGAGCCGCUGCAUGUGAAACAGAAUCACACGCUCUAUGUGGAGGAGUCAACGAGUGUCCUAAUCUCACGUGACAUUCUGGAGGUCGUGCAUCCCAACAUUUCGCCGGGUGACAUAACCUUCCUGGUAACUUCGUCGCCAAUGCACGGAUAUCUGGAAAUGCAGUCAAUGUCCUUUGACGAUGAAUACAACUGCAAGGUCUUUGAUCAGUCUUCGGUGAAUACGGAAAAGAUGUUCUAUAUUCAAGCGGGCGUUAAUCAGUCCUCGGAUUACUUUGUGUUCGAUGUGACCAACGGGAUUACCUGGCUGCGUCAGCUGAUGCUGAAGAUCGUCAUCAUACCGGAGAAGCUGUACAUGCACGCGAACAUCAUCUCCGUGGUGGAGGGCAAGACGGUGCAGCUGAGCGCCACGGAUAUACAGCCCUAUUCGGAGUAUUAUCGGGGCAAGAUACUGGAGUAUAUAGUCACCAUAACGCCCAGUUCGGGUCAUAUAUUGGCGGGCAGUUCAAAGGUCAAGCGCUUUACCCAGAAACAACUCGAACAGGGCAGCAUACAGUAUGUGCACAAUGGCAGCGAGAAUAGCACGGAUAGCCUCACCAUGGUUGCCAUGGCCAGGAACAAGGAGAGCGUGCCCUUUGAACUGGAGCUGGCGGUGGUGCCGGUCAACGACGAGGAGCCCAUGAUGGUCACCAACACGGGUCUACAGGUGUGGAACGGCGGUCGCUAUGUCAUCCGGAAUACAGAUCUAUUGGCCCAAGACUAUGACACGCCGCCGGAGAAUCUCACGUACAUUGUGCAUCACAUUUACGGCGGUUACCUGGCCGAGAAAUCCUCCACUCUGCACAAGAUCGAACAGUUUACGCAGGCGCAGAUCAAUGCCGAGAAGAUCUAUUUCAUGCACGAUGCGAACUCCCGAAGGAACGAGCUCUCCUUUGUCGUCACGGAUGGACUCUUCAAUACCAGCACCCAAUUGCUGAACAUAGAGAUCAAACCUAUUGAGAUUCUGGUCGAGCGAAAUGAGAAUCUGCAUGUCUUUCCGCUCACGAAGAAGCAAGUCCUGCGCGAUCAUUUGCACUACAAGUGCUCGGACGAGGAGCGCGAGAUACGCUACAAUGUGACAGUUCCGCCCAGUUUGGGCCGGAUCGUCAACGAGUAUCUGGGCAAUGGCUAUGCGAAGGAGAUCAGCGAGUUUACCCAGAACGAUGUGGACAACGGGCACAUCUUCUAUGAGCACACGGCGGUCAUUAUGGAGUUCCGCAUCAAUGAUUCCUUCUACUUUGACGUGGUGGCCGAGCGCAGCGAUCGCCUGUUGGACCAGAAGUUCAAUAUUGAAAUAUCGGUAUCAUCGGGUGGCCUAUUGCGAUUUCUGCCCGUUUCCAAGCUAACCGUGGACGAGGGCGGCUCGGUGCCCAUCAAGCUGGAUUUCUCCAAAAUCUUGGAAUAUCUGAAGACACGUGCGGGCAUCAACAAUCCGGAACUGUUUAUAGAGGCCGCACAGAAGCCCUCGCACGGCAGCAUUGGUCUUGGCCACGAGUUAAAGUCCAUGCAACGAUAUCAUCCCAGCGACUUCUUCACCAAGAAGGUGUACUACAUACAUGACCACACGGAUACCCUGGAGGACACCAUACUCAUGGGCGUGUAUCUCACGCAGGGGAAUAUAUUUUUGUGCAAUUUGACAAUACCCGUGUCCAUAAAUCCGAUCAACGAUCAGCCCUUCCAGCUGGUCACCCAUCUGCCGCAAAUGACGGUGGUUGAGGGCGAGAAUCGAACGAUAACACGCAAUGUGCUGCUCACAGAGGAUAAGGAUACGCCGCCGGAGGAGAUUAUUUACGAUGUGAUGAGCGGCCCGACGCUGGGCGUGCUCAAGAAGUUGAACAACGAUGGCCAGCCGGAGGAGCUGCUAGCGUUCUCCAAUCAGUUUACGCAGGCGGACAUUAACAAUGAUCGCAUUAUCUACGUGCACUUUGGCAUGCCGCAGUCGACGACCUUCUGCUUCACCGUGACCGAUGGCCAGUUUAAUCCAGCCUAUGAGAUAUUCACGAUUAGAGUGGCGCCCAUAAGUCUGCUGCCGGCGGGCACACAGACGCCCGUGAGUCUGCAGCAGGGCGCGACCAGUGCGCCGAUGAGGCUGGAGCAGAUUGGCCUGAGCACGAACGUGCAGCUGGAGCGCCUCUCCUAUAACAUAACCAAUUCGCCGCUGUAUGGCAUCAUCUUGUUUAAGCAUCAGCCGACCCUGAGAUUCAAUCAGCAGCAGCUGGAGACAUCGCAGAUUAGCUACAUGCAAACGGAUCUCAAUCGCUCCAACGACACGUUCCAGGUGAGCGCCUAUGUGCCGGGCAGCAACUAUGCCGCCCAGGUGGACGUGCUGGUCCAUGUGGAGCCGGUUAUCAAGAUCAACGACAUUGCCAUGCGUGAGGCGGAGGCCGGCACGGGUGCGACGGCUGGCAAGAUCCGGCUGACCAGCUAUCUGGUGAAUGACAAUCCGCUCUCGCUGAAGCUGAACAAAUUCAAUCCCAAGUUUGUCAUAACGCGCAUGCCGACCACGGGUCAGCUGCGGAAGAUCAUACGCAGCAGCACGACGGGCUUCAAUGGCGGCGAUGCCCAGAACGAACGCUCCACCAACAUCUUCUCGUACAAGGAACUGCGCAGCGGUGUCGUCUACUUUGUGCCGCACGCUUCCGUGGAUGAAACGGAGCCGGACACCGAUAGCUUUGACUAUCAGCUGCUCAUCAAAACCGUGCAGCCGGCACAGGCCACAGUCGCCAUUGAGUAUCGCGCCCAGUUGCAGGAAACGGAAACGGUGCAUCUGGGCAAUGCGGAUAUAUCCAUUAACUACCUGGCCGUGGGCUGUGCCCUGUUCAUACUGCUCAUUUGUCUGCUGCUUGUGCUGCUCUUGCUGAAGAUGCGGCAUAUGCGCAAGCGUAAGGCGGACAUAUCCAAGGAUCAGCCGCCGCCGCUGCCCUGUCCGCCGGACCUGACAUCGGUCAGUCCACAGCAUCACCAUCAUCAUCAUCAUCAUUAUGCCAGCUCCGAAGCGGACUCGGUGCCGGCAACUGGAAAUUCCACGCCGCUGCCGGGCUUUAGCAAUAUACCGCACUGCAAGAUCAUACCCGUGGAAUCGUACAAGCACGAGUAUCCCGACUACGAUCCCGAUGAGGAUGAAACGGACGAUCAGUGUGAUCCGCAGCAGAUGAUGCUGCCGCAACGCUACAAUCCCUAUCACGUCGAUCACGAUGCCUGGAGCUCGUCCUGCGACAUGGCCAACGAUUUUGCCGGCUAUGCAUCCGUGCCGCAGAGCAUAUCGAUUUCCGGCUCGGUUAGCUCGCCGACCUCGGCGCCGCCCACAAAUCCGUUGCUGCGCAGAAAUCAGUAUUGGGUCUGA